UUUAUAUAUAUAAAAUAAAAUUCGCUAAAACAAAACCUCGGAUUUCCAUUUUCAUUUCAUUUUCUCGAGAAAAUUCCCCGUUUUCCUGGAAAUAUUAUUCAGAUGAGAGCCGUUAAUGGAGAUUCAAGACCUUCCAGCAACGCUUUCGACACCAUAAACGCUGCGGCCUCCGCGAUCGCUUCCGCGGAGAAUCGUGCUCCUCAAGACAUGGUUCAGAAGAGAAGAUGGGGAAGCUGUUGGAAUGUAUACUGGUGUUUUGGAUAUCAUGGACACAGAAAGAGAAUUGGGCAUGCAGCCCUUGUUCCUGAAACGUCUGUCCCUGGAAAUGAUACUUCUGUGGCCGAAAAUCCAACCCAAGAACCUUCCAUAACGAUUCCCUUUGUUGCCCCUCCCUCAUCUCCUGCAUCUUUCCUUCAAUCGGAAUUUCCUUCUGCUUCACAGUCACCAGUCGGUGUACUGUCACUCACCUCUGUAUCCGCCAAUAUUUAUUCUCCCAGUGGGCCUGCCUCCAUUUUUGCUAUUGGCCCUUAUGCCUAUGAAACCCAGUUAGUGUCACCACCUGUAUUCUCAACUUUCACCACUGAACCAUCAACUGCUCCUUUCACUCCUCCUCCUGAGUCUGUACACUUGACUACACCAUCCUCACCUGAGGUACCUUUUGCUCAGCUACUUCACCCCAGUGUGAGGAAUGGUGAGGCUGGUCUGCAAUUCCCAUUAUCAAACUAUGAAAUUCAACCUUACCAAUUUUAUCCUGGAAGCCCCGUUGGCCAGUUGAUUUCACCUAGAUCAGUCAUAUCUGGAUCUGGCACAUCAUCUCCUUUCCCCGAUGGUGAAUUUGCUGCUGCUGGCUCUCACUUUCUUGAGUUCCGAAUGGCCGACCCUCCAAAACUCUUGAACCUUGAUAACUUCUCCACUCAUGAAUGGGGAUCAUGUGAAGGUUCAGGAACUUUGACCCCAGAUGCUGCAACGCCUACAUCUUGCAGCUUUCCUCCGGAUCAUCAUUUAUCUGAUGUUAUAUCACAAUCACAUUCCAACAAUAGAAACCAGAAUGAUGAAGUUACUGACGGCAGAGUCUCUUUUGAAUUAACUGCUCAAGAUGUCUUGAGAUGUGCAGAACAGAAGCCAUCAUCUCGUGUAAAAAUCAUGCCACUUUCUAUCGAUAAUGUAACAACAGCUGCAAGAGAAAUAAUCUCUACUGAAAUAGUGAAUAAUUUUGAGUCCUGUGUUGGCGAAACAUCUAAUGACAUGCCGGAGAUAGCUUCAACUGAUGGGGACAAGGCCCCAGGACAUCAGAAGAAUCGGUCCAUAACUCUUGGCUCUCUUAAAGAAUUCAACUUUGAUAAUGCCGAUGGAGAAGAUUCCCAUAAGCCUAAUACUGGUCCAGACUUGUGGGCUAAGGGAAGUGAAAGUGAUUUUGUGAAGGAGGAUGGAGUUAGCAAGAACUGGUCCUUCCCUGUGAUGCAACCGGGUGUCGGGUAGCUAGUAUUUAAUUGCAUCUCCUGGUCCCUCCCAGCGAUACCAUUGGCUGCAAACAUAGACCAUGCUGGAGCCAAUUACAGUGAAUUAUUAGGGUGGUGUGAAAGGAAUGAACCAACUCUGAAAUGAAGGCUGUUUUUUAGUCCUUGACCUGAAAACAUUGACAGUUGAUAAUAUUUUGCACUUUUUAGCUUGCUCAGGACAGGUAGACUGUAUUAUAUUUCUUUAGGUAGAAAGAGGAACUAACAGCGUAUGUUACAUAUUUUUGUUUUGUACCCAUAACUCAUAUGUAAUAUUAAAGAGGAUGAAUAGUGUCAAAGAAGAUGGAGAUUGACUUUGUAGAA
This is a messenger RNA of Manihot esculenta (cassava), 1820 nucleotides long. RefSeq lists its product as uncharacterized. The transcript has 2 exons. Lineage: Eukaryota; Viridiplantae; Streptophyta; Magnoliopsida; Malpighiales; Euphorbiaceae. The record is from RefSeq and is a predicted model, not a curated record. The coding region runs from base 103 to 1479 and encodes 458 amino acids.